Molecule: messenger RNA, 1113 nt
Organism: Micromonas commoda
Lineage: Eukaryota; Viridiplantae; Chlorophyta; Mamiellophyceae; Mamiellales; Mamiellaceae
Exons: 1
Coding region: 1-1113 (370 amino acids)
Source: RefSeq, a predicted model, not a curated record
AUGUGGGGAGCGCUUCGAGAGGGUUCGGGCGAUGGAUCUCCUCGAGUGAGUAUUCAGAGCCUGGUGACGCUCCUCUCGCGUCUGGAUGACCUUCGUGUCCCCGCCAGCGUUGCCCGAGCGGGUGGUGGGCAGACAGAGGAACAGAUUCGAGGCUACCUGGAGGAUCUGGUGCGCCGGGAUGUUGGCUUGUUCCUGGAGCGGCACGGUCAUCACCUCGGAGCCGAGCAUCUCGCUCUGUUCCAUCACCUGCGGGGCGAUUACGAGGUUAACUUUCACCUUGAGCGCCUCACCGCGGCCGUGUGCCCGUCCCCGGCUCAGCUAUCGGCGCAGCACUCCCGCGCAAGCAACCGCAGGCUGGCUCAGAUGCGACGGCUGGAAAGCGAAGGCUACUUCCACGAGGACAACAUGCGUCGGAGGGAGCCUCUGCUUUACGAGACGUACGUCGGCGCGCCUCUAGUUGAACCCAUCAGGUGUGGAGACGCGGGCGAGGAUGGGGACGGGGCGGCAUGCCUGGCCGGCGGCGUGAGCCACGCGGUGUCCAUGGCUAUGCUGGAGAAGGAGGACGAGCGGGCGGCGGCGGAGCGACUGAGUGCACAGCGAAAGGAGCUCGAGGCUCGAGAGGAGACGGAGGAGGAGGCUGACAGCGACGGUGGCGACGAAGGGCCGCCCCGCGGUGGGUCCAUCCGUGCUCCCGGGGUGGUUCCGGCUCGUGGACCCGGCUGGCGUCUCGCCGGUGGCGGGCUCGGUGGCAGGGCAACCGCCGAGGAGCUCAGCCGCGCCAGGCUGGAGGGGUGGGGCGGAGGGCCCGGGAGAGGAGACGACGCAGACGAGGAAACACGACCGGACGUCGAGCUCGAGCGGGAGGCUCAUCGGGAGGAGGACGGUCGACGGGAGGCGAUCAGAGCCGAGAACGAUCCGGAUCGUGACGCGAGGCUCGCGGAGUUUGGCCGCGUGAUGCGCGAGAGGUUCCUCAGCGGUGAGGACGGGGAGCACGUGGACUACGCCGCGAUGGACGCUGAUGAAUCGUUGGAUGAUACGUGGAGGAAAGAGGCUGCGCAGGACGCGGAGGAUGCUUACUUUGACGCUCCGUCUCCUUCACCUUCGGAGGAGUGA